CCAAAAACCGCCUUCCCUUUCAAUUUGAAUUCCCAAAUCCAAAAGCCACAGAACUCAGAAGCCAAGCGAAAAAACUUUUAAUCUCAAUCUUUUUGAGAUUAGAUCAGCGAAAUCGAUCUCGUAGGGUUCGUUGAUUUGACUUUUCAAGAUCAGUUCAAAAGCUAGGGUUUUUAUUUUCGAGAUCAGAAAUGGAUCUACUUCAAGAAAUCGACGAUUACAUAAAAGAAACAAUCAAUGAAUCCUUAGGCCUACCAGUCUCUGCUCGCACUCUCCAAUUAAAGCUUCGCGUUUACGAGGAUGCUUAUUUCCGUCUCCGUGACCAACACCUUCUUCUCCUCAGCAAAUUUCGCCAAAAAGACAUCCUUAUUGACCGUGCCAAGGCGGAGGCGAAUAUGAAUGCAGCGGCGAUAAAGAAAUUUGUGGAGGAAAAUCAAAGAUUGGCAGCGGAGUGUGCGAAUUUGGUAAGUCAGUGUAACAAAUGGGAAAGAGAGUGUUCGCUUUAUGAUAAUGAUAGAGAGGCUUUAAUGGAGUUUGGGAAUGAGGCGGAUGAGCGGGCAAGAGAGGCGGAGGAGAGAGCAAAGGAGGCAGAGAUUAGGGUUCGUGAAUUGGAGGAGGAGUCGGGGAAGGCUUUGGAGGAAUUGCAGUUUUAUAAGCACAAGUGCCAUACUCGUAGGGAUGAUUCAUCAGCUGAGAGCACUGAUAUGGAGGAGAAUUCUCUUGAGUCCAUUUUAGCAACAUUGGUUGGUAAAGAUGAGGUGGAAUCUGGUCAAGCUUAUUUGGAAGCGAACAGUGGCUAUGAGUCAUGUCAAACUUUGCUGAAAAUGUGGAAUAGUUUGAGGCCUUCAACACGAAAAGUAUUAUCACUAGCUGCUAAAGCAAGGACACUUCAGCAAGAUAAGGAACAUCUCAGGAUUAAUCUUACUAGAGCUGAAGAGGAGGUCAAGUUAUUAUUUGAAGAGAACAAUAUACUGGAUGGGGAGAACAAAAGGUUAUUGAGGCGAGAACACAGAGAACAGAACUUUGAUGGUUCUGGCGGAAAGCAUAGUAGCAGUGCUUCUGCUAAGAGGAGCAAGCGAAAAUCAAGUUCGAGGAGUUUCCCUGUUGAGAACAAGAUUGAUUCUGAGGAUAUAGAUUCAUUGAGACAACCACUGUCACCAUUGCGUCACAACUCCCCUGGUUGUAGACUGUAUAAGCAGUAGUGACUAAUGGUGUUUUUCUGAUUUCUUCUUACUGCCUCUGGGUAGCGGAGGAAAGAUAGCUUCAAUUGCAUCUGCAUAUAUGUUGUAAGAGAAUUAUAACCAAUUCAUAAUGAACCGAGGAUUCUCUCCUGUUCUUUCUUA
Molecule: messenger RNA, 1340 nt
Organism: Populus nigra (black poplar)
Lineage: Eukaryota; Viridiplantae; Streptophyta; Magnoliopsida; Malpighiales; Salicaceae
Exons: 6
Coding region: 189-1199 (336 amino acids)
Source: RefSeq, a predicted model, not a curated record